AUGAGGUUUGGAAAAAGAGGGAAGUUAAGCCCGAAGUACAUUGGGCCUUACGCGAUCAUCCGAAAGGUGGGAAAGGUAGCCUACAAGUUGGAUUUGCCCAACGAGCUAGAAAGAGUUCAUAAUGUAUUCCAUGUGAGUCAAAUCCGGAAGUGCAUACCAGAUGUUUCCCAUGUGUUACAGCCUGAAACCAUCGAGAUGAACGAGAACUUGACUUAUGAGGAAAGAUCCGUGAAUAUUUUGGAUAGUAAAGUGAGAAGCAAUAGGAACAAUGAUGUUAAGAUAGUCAAGGUAUUAUGGUUAAACCAUAAGACGGAAGAAGCUACUUGGGAAGCUGAAGCCGACAUGAGGAAGAGGUACCUUGAGUUGUUUUCCGAGGUUGUGCAUGAGCCAAUUUGA
Messenger RNA from Chenopodium quinoa (quinoa), 396 nucleotides. RefSeq lists its product as uncharacterized. The record is from RefSeq and is a predicted model, not a curated record. The transcript has 2 exons. Lineage: Eukaryota; Viridiplantae; Streptophyta; Magnoliopsida; Caryophyllales; Amaranthaceae. The coding region runs from base 1 to 396 and encodes 131 amino acids.